AUGACACAAAACGAGCGCAAGCGCAUUUUCCUCAAUGCCUUUGACAUGUUCACCGUCGGCCACAUGUCCUUUGGACAAUGGCGCAACCCUAAAGACCGCUCAGCAACCAAGCGCCGCGAUCUCUCCUACUGGACCGACGUGGCAAAGAUCCUUGAGCGCGGGGACUUUAACGCAAUCUUCCUUGCAGAUACUAAUGGCUGGUGCGAUGUCUAUAAAGGCAGCGCGGAGCCAUGCGUGCGCAAUGCCAUCCAGUACCCCAUGGGCGACCCGGCUGUUCCCUUGACGGCCAUGGCGGCAGUAACGAAGAAUCUAGGCUUCGCUAUCACGGCAUCAACGUCAUUUGAGAAGCCUUAUGUUUUGGCGAAGCGGUUUUCGACUCUGGAUCAUCUUACGGGUGGCAGGUUUGGGUGGAAUGUCGUUACCUCGUGGAAGGCGUCGGGGUUUGAGGCGAUUGGGAUUGACCCCGUUCCGCAUGAUAAACGAUAUGAGAUUGCAGAUGAGUAUCUGCGAGUGCUGUAUAAGCUCUGGGAAGGAUCGUGGGCCGACGAUGCUCUGGUAGAGAAUCGAGAAAAUGGUAUAUACGCAGACUUCGACCGAGUACGCGUCAUCCAGCAUGAGGGUGAGCACUUCAAGCUCCGUGCUCCGCAUAUACUAGAUCCCAGCCCACAGCGCACUCCGUUCAUCUUCCAGGCGGGAUCAUCACCAGCAGGCCUCCAUUUCGGAGCUACGCAUGCAGAGGGAAUCUUUGUCGUCGGCUUAACUCCAGAAACAAUCGCACCCCGUGUCAAGAGGAUACGGGAUAAAGUGGCCGAAGUAGGCCGCGACCCGAACUCGGUAAAGGUGUUUGCUUCUCUGACUCCAAUCUUGGGUCGAACAACUGAGGAAGCACAGGAAAAGUACCGUGAAGCCCUACAGUACGCGAGUGAAGAGGGUGGUCUGGUCUACUGGUGUGCCAACACUGGUAUUGACUUAUCAAAGCUGGAUCUGGAUGCCGAGGUCACUCCUCAGAUGGGCGAUCAGGCUGAGAAUGUUCAGCUCCAGUCGCUGCUUCAGAAUCUCGCUUACCCUGGUGAGGGUGCGCCUGUGUGGACCCCGAGAAGUAUUGGUAAAGCAGUUGCCCUGGGGGCCUCAGGGCCCACACCUGUAGGAACAGCGGAGGAGGUCGCGGAUGAGAUGGAGAGGUGGAUGAGGGUUGCCGAUAUCGACGGGUUUAAUAUCGGGCAUAUCACUGUGCCAGGGACGUGGGAAGAUGUGGUGGACUUACUUGUGCCUGUUCUUAGAGAAAGAGGGCUGUAUGCGCCGAAAGGGGAAUCAGGAACCAUGCGAGAGCGGAUCUAUGGCAGUGGAAGGUCAAGAUUGCCCGCUGAACAUGUUGGAUCACGAUAUAAGUAUGAAAAUUAUCAGGACAAUGAUACUCAGGCUUAA
Messenger RNA from Aspergillus versicolor CBS 583.65, 1425 nucleotides. RefSeq lists its product as uncharacterized. Gene Ontology annotation, molecular function: oxidoreductase activity, acting on paired donors, with incorporation or reduction of molecular oxygen; monooxygenase activity. The transcript has 4 exons. The record is from RefSeq and is a predicted model, not a curated record. The coding region runs from base 1 to 1425 and encodes 474 amino acids. NCBI's taxonomy places the organism in Eukaryota, Fungi, Ascomycota, Eurotiomycetes, Eurotiales, Aspergillaceae.